Messenger RNA from Ruditapes philippinarum (Manila clam), 1075 nucleotides. Its product is annotated as mucin-2-like. NCBI's taxonomy places the organism in Eukaryota, Metazoa, Mollusca, Bivalvia, Venerida, Veneridae. The annotation marks the transcript as partial. The record is from RefSeq and is a predicted model, not a curated record. The transcript has 2 exons.
AUGUGUGAUAUCUUUCUGUCUCACACGGGUUCGAACUUUAAGCCUAAUUUAGUCAAAUUGACACCGACGUCUGUUUCUCCAGACAACCAUCUUACCUCGACGGAUUAUGUGGUAACAGGGGACAUUUCAACAGAGGUAACAACAAGAGAACCGUAUACUGAAUCUACCACAGCAAGAGUAUUUCACAGUUCAGCAACCAUACAACCUGACUUAAUAUUGUCAAACGGCAGUGUUACAAAAUCUUCAAAAUCAACAGGAUCAAUGAUGAAAGAUUCGACAUUUAUGCGAUCAACAGAAGACCAGGUAUCAGUUACACAAGCGAUAGCAACAACUAGCAUUAUAAAUGGAACUACGGCAAGAGUAUUUAACACAAACGAAGCAACAGUACCUCACCCGACACAGACAACUGUAUCAAAAAUGCAUACAUUUACAGCUACUGAAACAAUAGCAACACCUAUAUUAAAAACAAACAAAACCACACAUAUUCAGCCAAAGGAAACAACAGUAUUAAAAACAACUGGAAUUCCAUCUACUGAACUUAAAGAAAUAAGCCAUAUGAAAUCAAUCGAAACUACUACACAGCCGACAAAAACAGCUGUAUUGAAUACGAAUGGAACUACACGCAAUGUGUCCACAGAACCAACUGAUUUCAACACAAAUAUAACUACAGCUACUCAGUCGACAGGAACAAAAACAAUCUUAACGAAUGAAACAACAGCUACUAUGCUAACAGAAACAACAAACAUCUUACCGAAUGAAACAACAGCUACUAUGUCGACAGAAACAACAAACAUCUUACCGAAUAAAACAACAGCUACUAUGACGACAGAAACAACAAACUUCUUACCGAAUGAAACAACAACUACUAUGUCGACAGAAACAACAAACUUCUUAACGAAUGGCACAACAACUUCUUUGUCGGCAGAAACAACAAACAUCUUAACAAACGGAACCACAACUUCUAUGUUAACAGAAACAACAAACAUCCUAACGAAUGAAACCUUAGCUACUAUGCCGAUUGGAACAACAAACACAACAAGAAAUGGAAUAAAACAUAAUACAAAAGACAAAGGAG